AUGAUAUAUCAAAAGAACGAGCGCAAAAGUAAUAACAGCAGUUGGAGAACAGAACACUUUGAAGUUAAUGUUGGAUUACACCAGUGGUCAGCAUUAAUUCCAUUUUUGUUUGUGCUGGUCAUGGAUGCUUUAAGGGAAGAGAUCGGGAAUGAAGAGCUGUGGGAGUUGUUGUGCGCCGAUGAUCUGGUGAUUACUGCCAAAAAUGAGGGAGAACCUACAGAAAAGGUUUGGAGAGUGGCAGGAGUCCUUAGUGAGAGGGACUUAAAGGUGAAUGCGGAUAAAACAGAGGUUUUGGUGAGCAGUAGGAAAGACGGAGGCAGAAUAGUAAUGCAAGAAGAAGAUACUCGAUUAUAA
Macrobrachium nipponense is the source of this 354-nucleotide messenger RNA. RefSeq lists its product as uncharacterized. Lineage: Eukaryota; Metazoa; Arthropoda; Malacostraca; Decapoda; Palaemonidae. The record is from RefSeq and is a predicted model, not a curated record. The transcript has a single exon. The coding region runs from base 1 to 354 and encodes 117 amino acids.